AUGUCAAAAAGAUACUACGAGUUAGAGUCAGAAACCGUAAUUUAUAGCAGUAAUAACAAGUACCAGAAACUAUCCAAAGACGAUAUAGCUUGGCUAAGUGAUGAUUCAGAUUGUGAAGUAGUAUUAAAUCCUCAGAUUUCUUCAAUAACAAAAACAACCAAGGUUCAACCAAUAACAGCCAAUGUACAAAAGCCAUUAAUCAAACUUGAUCAGAGUGUCAAUACUGUUAUUCAAUCAGAUAAUAGCACUAGCAUUACAAAGAUACCACAAAAAGUAUUAUCAACACCCAAUCCUAAAAAUAUAACCAAAAAUAAAAACGCUUCAAUUACUCACAUUAACGAAUCCAUCAGAUCUAAAAGAAACAUUUCUAUCAUUAGUGACGCUACAAAAAUCAAGCCCCCUUCAAUUGAUAAAGAUAUUGAAAAUUCAAUACAAUUGGACAAAGAGACAGCUCAGGUGUUACCAAUAAGAAAUUUUAAUGAAACAUCUCCUUUUUUUGAAAAUACCAAGAAUGAUUCAAAAUCAAAGGAAAAAAUGAAUAAUGCACAAUUACUCUUUUUGACCCAAAGACCAAAUACCCUUAUGGCCCUAAAUGAUCAUCAGAAAAUCAUUGAACCAUCUAUUCAACAAAUUGCUGGAAGCUCAAUCGUAAGGAAAAAAGUGAAAAGUCAUUUGUUGAGUGAGGAACAGCGCCAGGUCAUUGAAUUGGCUAAACGUGGUUAUAACAUUUUUUAUACAGGGUCAGCUGGUACAGGUAAAUCAGUUUUAUUGCGAGCAUUAAUCAAGGAAUUAAGAGAAUGCAAUGGUACGGUUGCUGUUACUGCUUCAACCGGUUUAGCAGCCUGCAAUAUCGGUGGCAUAACCUUGCAUUCUUUUGCGGGCAUUGGUUUGGGAAACGGAUCAGAUGUACAAUUAUUCAGAAAAGUUAGGAGAAAUAGGAAAAACACCGAAAGAUGGAAAGAAACAGAUGUGCUAAUUGUUGACGAAAUAAGUAUGAUUGCUGGAGACUUGUUGGAUAAAUUGGACUAUGUCGCUAGACAUGUUAGGAAAAGAUAUAACGAACCUUUUGGUGGAAUUCAGGUCAUAUUUUGUGGUGAUUUUUUUCAAUUACCACCUGUAAAUAAACCAAAGGAUAGAAACCAAAUUCAAGACGUUAAGUUUGCAUUUGAAUCCAAAGCGUGGGAGGAGACAAUUAAUAUUACCAUCACUUUACAAAAAGUUUUCAGGCAAAAGGGUGAUAUGAAAUUUAUUACCAUGUUAAAUGAAAUAAGAUUGGGAACAGUAUCUAGGGAUACUGAGUUAGAAUUAAAAAAGCUUGGAAAACCAUUAUUAUUUGACGAUGGUAUCAUGCCUGCAGAAUUAUUUCCAACGAGAAACGAAGUAGACAACGCUAACAACAACAAACUAAGAGAACUUCCUGGACAUAAACAUGUAUUUAAUGCCAUUGACGGUGGCACUACAACAGAUCCAAAACUAAGAGAAAAUUUACUUUUCAAUUUUCUGGCCCCCAAAACAUUGGAACUAAAAAUUGGAGCACAAGUGAUGAUGAUAAAAAAUAUAGACAGUACGUUGGUUAAUGGUUCUUUGGGGAAAGUUGUUGAUUUUUUAGAUAGUGAAACGUAUAUGUUUUAUCAAAGUAUGAAAGAGGAUGAAUUAAAUACACAGGAAUUAACUGGGGUGGAAACCUAUUUGGAUGCCAAAGUGGAAAAAGAGGGGCAACACGUGGAUACUUCCCUUCAUGGAGGGGACAUAAAGGAUCCCGAUGAUACAAAAGCUAAUUUCAAAAAGGGUACUGGCUCGUUAAUUAAAGAGUUUAAAAAUGAUAAAUCCACUGAAGCUAAUGUGCAAUUGGGAGAUUAUAUCUUUGCAUUUUUGCCUAAAGCUUCUUCAAAUCCAGAAAUAGAUAAAAAUUUACAACGUAAGAAGGAAUUAUUGAACAAACUGCACACAUCUUCAAAUAAAAGAAAGUUACCAUUGGUGAAUUUUGUUUUGGCAGAUGGAACAUAUAGAACUGUUUUAGUAGAACCUGAAGCUUGGGUCAUUGAGGAUGAACACGAAAAACCGAUAGUUUCUAGAGUUCAGCUCCCUCUAAUGUUAGCGUGGGCUUUGUCAAUUCAUAAAUCGCAAGGACAAACAUUAUCACGGUGUAAAGUAGAUUUACGCAAAAUCUUUGAAAAGGGACAAGCGUAUGUGGCCUUAUCACGUGCUGUUUCUAGGGAAGGAUUACAAGUUUUAAAUUUCAACAAAAGUAAAGUUCAAGCCCAUAGGAAAGUUGUCGAAUUUUACAAAACUUUAUCUAGUGCUAAAGACGCCAAAGAAAGGUAUGCCUCCAAAGGAUUUCAAUCUAAGCUACCAUUUUUAAAAAAAGAGUUGAAAAGCAGUUCGCCAACUCCAUAUGAAGAUGCCAAAACGAAUCAUAUAGAUAUAAGUGACUUACUGCUUAAAAAAAGAUCGUAG
Saccharomycodes ludwigii is the source of this 2457-nucleotide messenger RNA. RefSeq names its product DNA helicase PIF1 (gene PIF1). Gene Ontology annotation, molecular function: DNA helicase activity; ATP hydrolysis activity. The record is from RefSeq and is a predicted model, not a curated record. The transcript has a single exon. The coding region runs from base 1 to 2457 and encodes 818 amino acids. Gene Ontology annotation, biological process: DNA repair; telomere maintenance. Lineage: Eukaryota; Fungi; Ascomycota; Saccharomycetes; Saccharomycodales; Saccharomycodaceae.